AUGUCACCGAUCAAAUUUUGCGCAACUUGUCGAAAUAUGUUACGUCCAAUAAUUGAUGAUGCUAGCGAAAGACUUUUAAUGUGUUGCCCUAGUUGUUUUUAUUCAGAAGAUGCUCAACAAGAGAAUCGACAAGUUUUUUCUAAAGAAUUCUCGUGUGAAUCAAAGUAA
Diversispora eburnea is the source of this 168-nucleotide messenger RNA. The record is from the annotation of a GenBank genome assembly. Lineage: Eukaryota; Fungi; Glomeromycota; Glomeromycetes; Diversisporales; Diversisporaceae.